AUGUUCGCUACAAGUCCGAGUCUUUUCGUCAAAAGUAUUCAUUUUUUCAUCACCGGAUCUCGUCAGUUCAUACUCUAUCAUCGUAAUUAUUUCAACACCGCCUCCAUGUAUUCCGAAUUCGUCAAUCACCACCUCAUAUUGCUUCAACACCCACCUCCAUGUAUUCAAUUUCGUCAUUCAACGGAGCGUACUCGUUUCCCAGCACAAAAAUCGAUCAAAGACUCCACAACAUCCGACCCGUCGUCUUCACAGAAGGCCAACAAAACAUUUCGACUGUUAUCGUGGUGUCCGGACGAGCCGCCUACGUUCCCGACCUUGCUGACACAGUCACCAAUAUGCAAGGAGCGACGAACCGUCAAUGUCUCGAAAGUUUAG
This is a messenger RNA of Anisakis simplex (herring worm), 375 nucleotides long. Lineage: Eukaryota; Metazoa; Nematoda; Chromadorea; Rhabditida; Anisakidae. The record is from the annotation of a GenBank genome assembly.